UAAACCGGGCAGCGCAUUAUUACCGCGCCGCUGGCUUUCUCUCAGACGCUCCGAACCUCCGGGUCCAGCUGUUUUGUUUAUGCGGUUUAGUUCGUGUAUACCGCCCGCGCUGUACACACAGAAACCAAAUUCGAGCACUGCGUCCAUCUCUGGAUAAAUGAUUGCAGCCGUUGUUUUUUAUUAAUCAAAUAAUUUAGUAUUUUUCUCGUCGAGUAAAUGUCAAGUCGUCACUAUUGCUAUCGGAUUCAAUGAUAAAAGCUUAAUGGCCUCCAUUCCGAUGCGUCGAUGGGUGGCCUUGCUGCUAGUCCUCUGCUAUUUUUUCAUCACCAUCUCAGCUCAAAAAAAAUUCAGCUUCACAGAAAAGCAGAGAUAUGAUGGAUGGUUCAACAACUUGGCGCAUCCUAAUUGGGGUUCAAUUGAUAGUCAAUUGACUAGAAAAUCGCCUUCUGCAUAUUCCGAUGGAGUAUACAUGAUGGCCGGUGAAAAUAGACCUAGCCCUAGAAAAUUGAGUUCGUUAUUUAUGAAAGGUUCAGAUGGUCUCCCAUCAUCCAAUAACCGGACAGCUUUACUAGCAUUUUUCGGUCAAGUCGUGAGUUCAGAAAUUGUAAUGGGUAGCGAAAGUGGCUGUCCAAUUGAAGUACAUAAUAUUGAGAUUGAGAAAUGCGAUGAUAUGUACGAUCAUGAAUGUGAAGGCGGAAAAUCGAUACCAUUUCACAGGGCGGGUUAUGAUCGGUAUACUGGUCAAAGUCCCAAUUCGCCGAGACAGCAAAUAAACAGAGUUACCAGUUGGAUUGACGGCAGUUUUAUUUAUAGUACAAGUGAAGCAUGGGUAAAUGCUAUGCGAUCAUUUAAAAAUGGCACUCUUUUAAGUGAUCCAAUUACUGGGUUUCCUGUUAGGAAUACAAAAAGAGUACCUUUAUUUAAUAAUCCUGUUCNGUCCGUCGCCGGAGGUGGGAUGGCGACUCCAAAUUACCGAACUGAUCUCUCGUUCGUUUUGGGAGAUCCUAGAAGCAAUCAAAAUCCUGCAUUAUUAUCUUUUGGAAUAUUACUUUUUAAAUGGCACAACGUUCUUGCUGGUAAAGUACAGAACGAACAUCCAGAUUGGUCAGACGAAGAGGUUUUUCAAAAGGCAAGACGUUUAGUUAUAGGAACUCUUCAAAACAUUAUAGCUUAUGAAUAUAUACCAGCAUUUUUGGGACAAGAACUACCAGAAUACACAGAAUAUAAAUUAGAUGUACAUCCUGGUGUUAGUCAUUCAUUUCAAUCUGCUGCAUUCCGUUUUGGACAUACAAUGAUACCACCCGGUAUUUACAGAAGAGAUGGAAAUUGUAAUUAUAGAAAAACAGCUAUGGGUAAUCCUGCUUUGAGGCUUUGUGCAUAUUGGUGGGAUUCGAGUGACGUGAUGUCUGAUAGCAGUAUAGAAGAAUUUAUGUUGGGAAUGGCUUCUCAAUUGGCUGAACGUGAAGAUGCUGUACUUUGUUCAGACGUACGAGAUAAAUUGUUUGGGCCUAAUGAAUUUUCACGAAGAGAUUUGGGAGCUCUAAAUAUAAUGAGAGGUAGAGACAAUGGACUAGCAGAUUAUAAUACAAUAAGAACGUAUUUUCAACUUCCUCGCGUUAAAAAUUUUGAAGACAUAAAUAGAGAAUUUUUUGAGCGACAUCCGAAUUUAGCUACUAAAUUAGAAGAAGCAUACGGAAGCGUUGAUGAUAUUGAUUUGUACAUUGGUGGAAUGUUAGAAUCUAAAGAUGGACCAGGAGAAUUGUUCACUGCUAUUAUUUUAGAUCAAUUUAUUCGAAUUAGAGAUUCAGAUAGGUUUUGGUUUGAAAACGUUAAAAACGAAAUUUUUACAAACCAGGAAAUAGAAUGGAUUCGUUCAGUUACACUUUGGGAUAUAAUAGUGAAUAGUUCUAACAUAGAACCAGGAACUAUACAACGAGAAGUAUUUUUCUGGAAUGAUGGAGAUCCAUGUCCUCAACCUAGUCAAAUUGAGCCGUCAAUGUUAGAGCCCUGUUCUUACUUAAAGGGGUUUGAUUAUUUUGAAGGAAAUGAACUAGCGUACAUAUAUGCAUGUAUAUUCUUAGGAGUCGUCCCUCUUAUUUGUGCCGGAGCUGGUUAUGGUGUAGUUAAACUUCAAAAUAAACGAAAAAGACAUCUCAGAAUGAAACAAGAAGAAAUGAAGUCUGGUAAUAAAUCAAAUGGCAUUAUGGUUGAUAAAAUGUCUGUUAGAGAAUGGUUACAUGCAAAUCAUAGACGUUUAGUAAAAGUGAGAUUCGGGCCACAGGCGUAUAUUCAUACUGUUGAUCGUAAGGGUGAAAAAUUGAGAUCAGUUAAUUUUGAGGGUUGUGACACAAUAACUGUUGAAGAAUCACAAGUAGAAAAUAGUAAAAAGAAACGUCCAUUAGUAUUGAUUCGUGUUCCGAAAGACCACGAUCUCGUUCUUGAAUUCGAUUCAAUUGGUGAAAGAAGAAAAUUUGUUAAUAAAUUAGAAGCUUUUUUAAAUUCUCAUAAAAAGCAUUUAGUAACUUUGCAAGCACCCAGAGAUUUUUUACUGGCUCAAGCAGAAACACGUGAAAGACGUCAACGAAGACUAGAACAUUUUUUCAGAGAAGCUUAUGCUCUUACAUUUGGCCUUAAGCCUGGUGAAAGAAGACGUGGAGAUGAAGAUGGAGAAGUUGUAAUGAGAACUUCUCUAUCUAAAGCGGAAUUUGCUUCAGCUUUGGGAAUGAAAUCUGAUGCCGUAUUUGUUCGCAUGAUGUUUAAUAUUGUUGACAAAGAUGGGGACGGAAGAAUUUCAUUCCAAGAAUUUUUAGAUACUGUAGUAUUGUUUUCUCGAGGUAAAACUGAAGACAAACUUCGAAUAAUAUUUGACAUGUGUGAUAAUGAUCGAAAUGGUGUAAUAGAUAAAGGAGAGUUUUCUGAAAUGCUCCGUUCAUUAGUUGAAAUUGCUAGAACUACAAGCCUUUCUGAUGCUCACGUGACAGAAUUAAUUGAUGGAAUGUUUCAAAAUGCGGGACUUUCAAAUAAAGACUUUUUGACUUAUGCUGAUUUUAAACUAAUGAUGAAAGAAUACAAAGGAGAUUUUGUCGCCAUAGGUUUAGACUGUAAAGGAGCCAAACAAAAUUUUUUAGAUACAUCCACGAAUGUAGCUCGAAUGACUAGUUUCCACGUCGAUCCUUCAAUGCACGAUGACAAAGGAAAAAUAAAAUCCCACAUAGACUGUGUAGUAACAUACUUAGAAGAAAAUCGACAAAAUAUAUUUUAUUUAUUUAUCUACUACGUUAUAACUAUAUCGUUAUUUGUUCAUCAGUUUAUAUAUUACUCAUUUUUGGCAGAACACACAGAUCUCCGACAUAUAAUGGGAGUAGGGAUAGCCCUAACUAGAGGUUCUGCUGCUUCACUUUCAUUCGGUUAUAGUCUGUUGUUGUUAAGCAUGUCAAGAAAUUUACUAACUAAAUUAAAAGAUUUUUCCAUUCAACAAUACAUACCUUUAGAUUCACAUAUACCAUUCCAUAAAGUAGUAGCUUGUACUGCAUUUUUUUUUUCAAUUAUACACACAGUUGGUCAUAUCAUCAACUUUUAUCAUGUUUCAACACAACCUCUAGAACACAUUCACUGUUUAACGUCUGAAAUACAUUUUCCGUCAGAUUACAAACCUGGAAUAUCAUUUUGGCUUUUUAAAACAAUAACUGGUAUUACUGGAGUACUCUUAUUUGUUAUUAUGAUAAUUAUAUAUACAUUUGCUCAUCCGAUCAUUCGAAAAAAAGCAUACACAUACUUCUGGUCUACUCAUUGCCUGUACGUAGCUAUGUAUGUACUCAUGUUGUUGCAUGGACUAGGAAGAAUAACAGGACCUCCUACUUUCUGGAAAUAUUUCAUAGGUCCAGGAAUAAUAUUUAUUUUAGAUAAAGUGGUCAGUUUAAGGACAAAAUAUAUGGCUUUGGAUAUUUUGGAAACAGAGCUUUUACCAUCAGAUGUUUUAAAAGUUAAGUUCUAUCGUCCACCUAACUUCAAAUAUCUUUCUGGCCAAUGGGUACGGCUUAAUUGUACAGCUUUAAAGUCUACUGAGUAUCAUUCAUUUACGUUAACAUCAGCUCCACACGAAAAUUUUUUGUCAUGUCAUAUAAAAGCGCAAGGACAAUGGACGUGGAAACUUAGAAACUUUUUUGAUCCUAGUAAUAUAAAUCCUGAUUUUCAUCGACCAAAAAUACGACUGGAAGGACCAUUUGGUGGUGGAAAUCAAGACUGGUAUAAAUUUGAAGUUGCUGUCAUGGUUGGUGGUGGUAUUGGAGUGACUCCAUAUGCUUCUAUUUUAAAUGAUUUAGUUUUUGGUACUUCAACAAACCGUUAUUCAGGUGUAUCAUGUAAAAAAGUAUACUUUUUGUGGAUUUGCCCUUCGCACAAACAUUUCGAAUGGUUUAUAGACGUGCUUCGAGAUGUCGAAAGAAAAGAUGUUACCAAUGUUCUUGAAAUUCAUAUAUUUAUUACUCAAUUUUUUCACAAGUUUGAUCUGAGGACAACUAUGCUGUAUAUUUGUGAAAAUCAUUUUCAACGACUAAGUAAAAUGAGUAUGUUUACUGGUUUAAAAGCUGUAAACCAUUUCGGUCGCCCAGACAUGUCAUCAUUUUUGAAAUUUGUUCAAAAGAAACACAGCUAUGUUAGUAAAAUAGGUGUAUUUAGUUGUGGUCCAAGACCAUUGACCAAAAGUGUUAUGUCAGCUUGUGAAGAAGUAAAUAAAGGUCGAAAGUUACCAUACUUCAUUCAUCAUUUUGAAAAUUUUGGAUAAACAAACUUCAAACAUAUAUUGCAUUAAAUGCAAAUUACUUAAAAAUUGUGAUCUUUUGCCAUUACAUUUUUAAAUUAAGUGCCUUAUUUCCUAAUUUUAUUAAAAUAAAUACUGUAUUUGUAAAAAUAUUUUGUAA
Molecule: messenger RNA, 4919 nt
Organism: Daktulosphaira vitifoliae (grape phylloxera)
Lineage: Eukaryota; Metazoa; Arthropoda; Insecta; Hemiptera; Phylloxeridae
Gene: Duox
Product: dual oxidase
Exons: 22
Coding region: 263-4783 (1506 amino acids)
Biological process (GO): superoxide anion generation; defense response; response to oxidative stress
Cellular component (GO): plasma membrane; NADPH oxidase complex
Molecular function (GO): peroxidase activity; calcium ion binding; heme binding
Source: RefSeq, a predicted model, not a curated record